Molecule: messenger RNA, 4673 nt
Organism: Anneissia japonica
Lineage: Eukaryota; Metazoa; Echinodermata; Crinoidea; Comatulida; Comatulidae
Product: GATOR complex protein MIOS-like
Exons: 20
Coding region: 553-3333 (926 amino acids)
Biological process (GO): positive regulation of TORC1 signaling; cellular response to amino acid starvation
Cellular component (GO): cytoplasm
Molecular function (GO): protein binding
Source: RefSeq, a predicted model, not a curated record
GUUUUCAUUUUUAUCUUCAAUUGCUCAGUGCUGUAGAUUGUAAAAUGUUUACUGCUUGCCUUGCUUACUGUAGUCGGAUGAUAUGAUACUGUACUGUAUAAUUCAAGUGCAUGAUGUUCCAUAUCUAAACAGCCAGAUCUUUGGUAUACAGUGGAUUACAGGAGGCGUAUAAUGUGAUUCAAUUUUUAAUAUGAAAGAUUUAUUGCCCUUUUCCUCCACGUGUAUCAUAGUAGAGAAACAAUUCUAUGUAUUUAAAGAUAAGUAUGUAUAGACAAAUUUUCAUUUGAUGAUAAGGAUAGAAGGAUCUUUGAUCAACAAGCAGGGAUCAGGAACAGUCAAAGUACAUCAGAGUAUGGACUGCUGUUUAGGGACCUUUGCUCAAUUUCAUUAUUUAUUUCUUAGCAUCCAUUUCGCAAUCAGAUUAGAAGGAUUGCACAUUUUGAAGCUCAUUCGUUCCCAAGCAUCAUAUUGAUGCCAUUGUCUUCACUAUUAAUGGAGACGUGUUAACUUGCAAAGGGAAAUAUUACUACAGUGCAUAAAUUUAACAUCAACAUGGUCAGUCCAAGUCAGCGAAAAACACUUCAGGAGUUGCUGUCAAGGAGCUAUCCACCAUUCAAUGCCGGACUAGAUAUGUUUGGUAAGGUCAAGAAAGACAAAAGCAGAGAUAUGAACAACUCAAAGUGGGAUGUAAAGUGGUCUCCGGCUGCCAAGAAUCUCUUUCUGACCUUCAGGGCAGUGCCUCCUGAUCUGACCUUAUUCCAAGUUGGUAAGUUGGAUGAGGAUGAUAUCAUCGAGCAGAAUACCGCAGAGAAUACAAGCGAGGCAAAAACACAGACAAUAUCUUUGAAUUUGAGUGCUUGGCCGAUUGGAGGCAUAGCGGACUUAAACAUUCCAAACAAAUCAGAGGUCAAGUGCUAUGCUUGGCAACCAAAAGCCAUCCCAGGAGUAAACCUGAUCGGUGUGGGCAUGUCAACCGGAAAGGUGCUUCUGACCUCAUUUGACCAGGAGUCAACACCAGAUUUCACAGGAUUAGUGGGACAUGAAUUCAAUCCUAAACAUGGCCGUCCUUGUCACUUACUAGAGUGGAACUCAUCUGAAACUAAUCUACUUCUUGCAGGGUAUGACAAGUACAGGGGAGACCCAGGUAUAGCUAUGUGGGAUGUCAGAUAUCAAGGCAGAGAAGCUGACAAGACUAAGAAGCUACCAGGGUUAGCAGAUGGUCAGGGUACAGUUAGUAAACCUUUGGCUGAGUUCGGUUCUCCUGGUGAGAUCAUCCACUCGAUGCAGUGGCUCAUCAGCGACCCCACUUGCUUUUUAGCUGGUAUUGGCAGUAAGCAUAUCCGUUUGUAUGACAUCAGAGACUCAUCACGGACUCGCAGUCAAGUAACAACUAAAUCGGUGCAAGGUAUCUCAGUGGAUCCUUGCUCGGACUACCGAUUUAGCUCAUUUGGUGAAACCCAGACCCACAUUUGGGACCUGCGCAAACUCGACAGAUUUAUACAUAAUAUAGUAGAGCCACGACCUGUCGUCAAAGUUACAUGGUGUCCCACCAGAUAUAAUCGCCUGGCGUGUCUUACUGAUAAGAGCUCCGUCAUAAAAGUAUAUUCGAUAGAGCACCUUGAUAAAGAGAUGGAACAUAAUGAAAUGAACUUACAGACUAACGGUGGCAAUCAGGUAGCGUCUUUUGCAUGGCAUCCAACACAUGAGAAUCGUAUUCUAAGCAUCACAACAAGCGGCUUGCUUAAGGAUACAGUGGUAGCAGACCUCAUGCCUAUGUCUUGGUCUCCUCAGUCCAGCCUGUUAGUUGGCAGUGGUCGCCAUCUACAAGUGAUGCCAGUCAGAUGCCAGAGUGAUAUUUCAACUAAAAUCAAAGAUAGAGCAUUAAAAGGUUACGGGCUUAAGAAAGAGCAAAUCUGGGAAAAUGGUGAGUUAGUAGACGAUGGAACACUGCGACAAUUCUGGCUUAUUUUGGACCACAUCAAAAGCUUACACAAAGAUAGGAACUUACAAAAGAUGCGAACUAAUCCUUUCUAUGGUGUGAAAGACCUGAUUGCAGGAGAGAUUCCGGGAACAGCGUUCUGUUUACGAAGUACAGAGCAAAACAUGCACUUGGAAGGUGCUAUAAAUUCACCUGAUAUCAUCCAUGUUUACACGAGUCAGGAGAGAACGAUAGCACUACGACUAUGUAAUUGGGAUUUCCAGAACCCAGCAGCAUUAGAUAUCUACAUCGCAAGAUUGGUGGAAAAUGGUGAAUUUGAAAGGGCAGCAGCAAUCCAGAUGUUUAACCUGAAUCUAAGAAAAGCAAUAGAAACAUUAAAUCUUGGUGCAUCAUCUACUAAGAAGAAGGAAGGCGACAUAAACUUAAGUGCAAUGGCCAUGGCAUUAUCAGGGUAUGACAGCACUAAGAAGACUCUUUGGCAGGAGAUGUGUAGUAGAUUAUGUAAACAGUUGAAAAAUGCCUACUUGAUGGCGAUGUUUACAUUCCUAACUUGUGAUGAUGGAAACUUCUCUGCUGUACUGGAUGAAUGCAUACAUAAGAUGAGUAUCCAGGAUAGAGUUGCAUUUGCUUGUAUAUUCCUGAAUGAUGUGCAGUUGUCCAAGUACAUUAAGCGUCUGAGUGAAGAAGCACAGGCUGAGGGCAAUCUUGAAGGCAUUCUGUUGACAGGACUAACAGAAGACGGAAUCAAGCUCAUCACUUCAUACAUUGACAAGACAGCUGAUGUACAGACUGCCAGUGUUGUUGCAGUGCUAGCCUUCCCUUGCCAUCUGUCCAAGGAUCCUGUUGUUCAAAACUGGAUUGAUUGUUACCGCAAUCUCCUGGACACAUGGAGAUUAUGGCAUGAAAGGGCAAAGUUUGAUGUAUUUAUGCAGCAAGAAAGUACUCGGGGCAAGGAGGAACUUCAGCAGAUAUUUGUUACGUGUCACUACUGUCAGAGUCCUUUGUCACCGUCCCCAUACAUCAACCAUGUGCAAGCUAGUAGGAAUGCAAGAAUGAUGGAAAGCAAUAGAGAUCCAGGGCGAAGGGCAAAGAAAAAUAUUUGCCACACAAAUAAAUGUCGCAAGCCAUUACCAAGAUGCUGUCUAUGUCUAAUGAACAUGGGCACUGAUUCUUUACAUAGUGAAAAAUUUGAGAAUACAAAGACUGAAGAGAAACAAACAGAUUUUAAGAACUGGAUGACGUGGUGUCAGUCAUGUCGUCAUGGAGGCCAUUCGCACCACAUGAAGGAAUGGUUUAGUGGCCAUGUUGAAUGCCCAGUGACAGCAUGCACAUGUCGAUGUAUGCUGAUGGACUCUGUAGGAAGUAUUUCAUCCCUGCUAGCACCAUCCUGGUGACGUUUCACACAUCUUGAGAGUUGCAGAUCAGAUGUUCAUAUACAAAGAUAUCAGGAAGAUUUCCAUGCAUUGUUCAGUAUGAAUGUGUGAUGGACUCAUAUUUGAAGACAUUAUUCUAUGCACUUUUUAAUAAGAAAAUCUACGCUGGGCAUCACUCUCCAUACGUACACUAUCUGUAGAUGUCAGCCAAACCUCCUUACUGGAAAUUAUGGCUUCUGGAUGUAAUAUACAUGGAUCAUUUAAAUACUGUAACAUUAUGUGAGAUGUGAGCCCUCUAGAGUUUGUGAAAUAAAUUGUUCUGGAAAUGAAGUCAUUGUGUUCUAUCUGGUCCUGGACUAUAGUAUCCCAUCCUCGUCGCCAAAAUUUGUAAUAUCUUUGGGUUCAAGAACGUAUCAAAACGUACACAAUUUCAUUUCCAGAACAAUUUAUUUCACAAACUCUAGAGGGCUCACGUCUCACAUAAUGUUACAGUAUUUAAAUGAUCCAUGUAUAUUACAUUGGACACAGAGAUCAUGGGUUGAAACCCUUUCUACUAUAAAGGCCAAUUUCUACUGGACCCAUCAGUGGCAUGUAGCUCCGGUAGAACCUAUGCUCUGUCACGUUGCAUCAAGUGGAGACGCUUCAUUGAUCAAAUUUGUUUUCUGUUAAUACAGUUGAAUUUGACUAUGUCGAAUUCAAAAUGGCAUUGAAAAAUUGUUCGAUUUGGAUAAAAUUUGACUUGCAGAUCGUUAAUUAUAGAAAAAUACAACAAUCUGGCAUGUACAUAACAUCAACUUAAAAAUUACACGAGUUAGGCAAGUUUAACUGUAUAUUAUUAUCUUUGUUGUGAUAAUAGAUUGCCAGGCUUGGUUGUGGUGAAAAUGCAUGAGGUAAUUUUGUACUGUAUUUGGUAGCAGUGCAGGUUUUUCAAUGGCAUGUGGUAAAGCUUCAUAAAUUUUAUAUACAGUUGAACUUGCCAAAGUCGAACAAAAAUCCAAAAUGGCAUUGAAAAAUUGUCUGACUUUGAUAAAAAUUUGACUUGCAGAUCAUUAAUUAAUGGAAAACUUAACAAUUUGGCAUGUAAAAUAAGAUCGAGUUUUAAAUUAGAUUUGUUUGAGUUGCCAGUUAAAAGUUUCUUGUGUCAUCUGAAACACUAGCCACUUAAAACACAUACUUAAUGCUCGUAGUUGUACCUUGUUAGUGUACCAGUCCACCUCACCCCUCAAGGUAAAACAAAUUUAUAACAAAAAGUCUUCCUGUUACAGUAAUAUUUAGUAUUUAUAUUUGCUAAUGUAAUGAAUAUUAUUUGAAAGGAUUGUAAUAAUUCGGUAGAAAGAAAAAAUAAACAUUUCUUUGAGGUA